CCAUAAACUGUCGUAAUAAAACUGCAACUGAGUGUGAGUGACAAGGUUUACAUAGCUCAUCAAGAACGCAUAACAGAAUGUUAUACUGAAUAUUGAGUUGAAUUGACGUUUCUCCGGUGCGUACUAUAUUGUCUCUGUUUUGGUUAAAAUGGCGUUUGAGAAAUAAAAGAAGUUUUACAUGUGUAAUUUAUCCGACAUGGUUUGCUAUGAGGAAGGAAAUGCACAAUGUAUUCAUAUAAAAAAUAUGAUACCUGGUGCUAGCACUAAAAAAAUUACACUUAUGGUGCGUCCGUCUAACAGAGUGUCCACACUUUUCAGCGAUAUAAAAAAUCAAAUGCAGGUCGAUAAUUUUGACAUUUCAUUACAAACAUCAGCGUCAGAAGAGGAGGAGAUUUUAAUUAGUGAAAAUGAGGAUAAAACAUUAUCGGAAAUAGGCAUAGAUUUUUCAUCGACAAAGAAUAAAACAACGAUUAAACUAGUGCCAACCAGUCAAUCAGUGCAUCGAAGAUCGGCUAUUGUGAGUGAAGCUGAUUCAACGUUACAGUUGGAUGAUGAAGAAUUGGCGCUCGGAGCAUCGGCAAGUCCGGUUGAACCAACAAGUUCACCGAUUCCAUUGCCACUGUUCAGCGAAGAGCCGGUGACACGGAAUCACAAUGAUUCGAUUUCCUUAUAUCCAUCAUCUUCCUCACGUUCAUCAUCUGGUUAUGUUGGUCUAGUAAAUCAAGCGAUGACCUGCUAUCUCAAUAGCUUAUUACAAGCUCUGUAUAUGACGCCCGAAUUUCGAAAUGCACUGUACAAUUGGGAAUAUGAUGGUACAGAUGCUUCCAAAAAUAUACCGUAUCAAUUGCAACGGUUAUUUGUUAAUUUGCAAACAUCAACGAAAAUGUCCGUCGAAACGACAGAUUUGACGCGUAGCUUUGGUUGGGAUUCAACUGAAGCAUGGCAACAACAUGAUAUUCAGGAAUUAUGUCGUGUUAUGUUCGAUACGCUUGAGCAAAAAUUCAAGGAUACAGCACAGGCCGAUUUUAUCAAUCGUUUAUACGAAGGCAAAAUGAUUGAUUAUGUUAAAUGUUUGGAUUGUGGAACGGAAAAAUCGCGUGAGGAUAAAUUUUUGGAUAUUCCAUUGCCAGUUCGACCGUUUGGCAGUACAAUUGCAUAUGAUAGCGUUGAAGAAGCACUACGUGCAUUUGUCGAACCCGAAACACUCGAUGGAAACAAUCAAUAUCAUUGUGAAAAAUGUAAUAAAAAGUGCGAUGCUCACAAAGGAUUGAAAUUCUCAAAAUUUCCGUACAUUUUAACGCUGCAUCUUAAACGCUUCGAUUUCGAUUACCAAACAUUUUUACGCAUUAAACUAAACGACAAAGUGACUUUUCCUCAAACGUUGAAUUUAAAUAGCUUUAUUAAAGAAACUGAUAUAAAUACGGCAUUCGGCCAUACGAAUAGCUCGUCAUCGUCGUCAAAUCAUUGUGAUACAACGUCCUCAGAGCAUGGUAGUGUAGAAAGUGCCAUCAAAUGUGACGAUUGUAGUACAACCGAUUCUGGAUCCAUUUUAGAAGAAGAUGUAGCCACAACCAAUCUAGCGAAUGCACACCAUCGAACUGAUUUGGAGGCUCAAGACGAUGAUGAGGGCAUCGAUAUGACCAGCAGUAGUACAGAGACAAAAUCAAUAUUGGGCAAUGAUCCAGGACCAUACAAUUAUGAAUUGUUCUCAAUCAUGAUUCACUCAGGUAGCGCAUCUGGCGGACACUACUAUGCAUACAUCAAAGAAUUUGAAAAUGGUGAAUGGUUUUGUUUCAAUGAUCAAAGCGUAUCUCCGAUAAGUAAAGAGGAUAUUGAAAAAUCAUAUGGUGGUUCAUUGGGUACACGAACAUUUUAUUCAAGUGCAUAUAGCUCAAGCACAAAUGCAUACAUGUUGAUGUAUCGACAAAUGGAUCCGCGCCGAAAUGUGUCAGCCAUAAAGCGAGAAGCUUUUCCUGACCACAUAAGGAAAUUGCAGAAUACAUUGAAAGAGGAAAGUGAAAAGAAACUGCGACAAACCGAAUACAAUUUGCAAAAGUAUAAAGUGUAUUGGUUUGAUCAGCGUACCCAGCAAAUGGCAAAUGUUCGCAUGUUUAUGGAUUCAGAUGCUACUUUGGAAGAUGCCUUGGAAAGUGCAUACAAACGUUUUAAAUUGCAAAAUAUUGCGUCAAUGUCACGUUGUCGUCUGGUUGCCUACGACAGCAACGAAGAAAAUGUUUUAUGCAGUUUUGAUGGAAAAGAAUUGGAAAAAAUUCGAGAUCUAUUGAGCGAAUUAUCAUCAUCCGAAUUAUUGUUGGAGAUUCGUGACGAAGAUUCGAAAUUCGAUGUUUAUGUACCUGGUGAUAUUGAAACAAAAGUGUAUACCAUUGAUAUAUGUUCAGGGGAUAUUGAUGGUCCAUACAUUGUUCGCAUACAUAAGAAUGCAGUCGUUAGAAAAUACAAAGAGGUGCUAGCCCAAAAUCUUAGCAUACCGAUUGAUGAUAUUUCAUUGGCUGCAUUCAAAUAUUCAGCGCCAGCUCUUCUGGAUCAAGACAAUGCAAUACUUUCGGAUGAAGAUGUGAAUCACAAAUCAAAAAUAUUUGUCGCUAAACGAACUGUAUCAAGUGAUUCGAAGAAUUUCUUAAAGAUUGUCGAAAAAUCCAAUCAUAUCAUUUCGUUAUAUUUUACGUUACCAAAAACUGACAAAGAAACAUUGGAAAAACUGUCGAUUCCAUCCUAUGAUCCAACGGCAACGAAACUUUCGCCUCGAAUUCAUAAUAGUUUAGCCAGUAGUCUAACGAGUAGUCGAUCACGUCAGGUAGAAAACGGUGAUGUUGUCGAUGCUGUCAUGAAUUCACCGCCAGUUGUUGACUACAGAAAUAGUUCAACGAUGAAUCCUCAUAAUCAAAUGGAACCGGAAAGUAAUAGUGAAGACAGUAGUUUGAGUGAUGGUGAUCGAACAUUGGUUGGUGAUGUUAGUCCAAUAUUAAGUGCAAGCAAUUCACCGGCAUGUUCUGAACGACAUUUGUCCAGUCCAGAAGAUCAUACCAAAAUCAAUGGCGACGCUUAUGGUGAUGAUGACACCGAUAUGCUUGAUAUGAUUCAAUCGAAAAAAUAUUAUUUCAAAGCAAAUUAUUACGAAGAGCCAAUUGUUGUCGAUAACAAUGAAGAGCCAAUUCGUCGAACAUUAUCGGUAUUGGUCGAUAGUCACAUGAAUGUUGCAAAUUUGAAACGUGUACUUGAGCCAUAUAUCAAAGUUCCUAUGGAAUAUUUUAAAAUUUUCCGACACAACUCAUCUCAAAAUGAAAUUGAAUGUACGAGAUUAAAUGAUGAUUUGCGAUCGUUCAAUGAUGGCGAACGUUUAACCAUUGAAUUGGGACGAGCACUUCGUAGUGGUGAAUAUAAAUGUAAAGUUUACUACAUGAAAUUGUCAGAGAUAAAUGAUACGAGCGAAACGCUUACAUUUUUAUGUGAUUGGAUUUUGUGUAAUGGUGCCAGUGUUGGUAAAACAAAGCGCGAAAUUUUAGCUCAAAUCGCUAGUAAUGAUCCACAAUAUGAAAUCCCAUACGAACGUUGUAGAUUGCGGAAAAAGAGCGCCAAUGCUCCUGGCAAAAUCUUUUUGGAUGAUCAAGUGUUUGGUGAUGAUGUAAUUUUGCUUUCGAAUUAUGAGAUUAUUGUACAAGAGCUAGAAGACCAAAAUCAACAAGUUUCAGAUGAAAAAAGCUUAACAAUAUUCAUUCGUAGAUGGUAUCCGUCCGAAAUGAGACUGGGACCAUUUAAUGAAAUCACCAUUUAUGAAAAAGAUAAUAUGAAAUCGGCUCUUUCACAACAUUCUGGCAUCACCGAAGAAAAUGUUGAAUUUGCUAAGUCGCAAGGAACGUUCCCCAAUCACAAUGUUAGCAUACUAGAAAUUCACACGUCGAUGCUAUGGAAUUCAAAUCCAACCACAUUAAAUGAGUUCCCUUUGAGUAAUUCACAGGAUGGCAUCAUGUUCUUCUAUAGAGAUAAAACGGAGGAGCUGAAACAAUUGUCGCCAACCGAAAGACAAGAAUUGAAAAACCAAGAUGCACGAAAUGGUUACGGUGCAUCCAAUUCAUAUGAUCGCAUGAGCCGGCGACGAGAACGGGCACUUAAAAUAUAUGUGGAUUCGUCACCAAAAAAACGAGACGAAUGAAACCAUCAACAAAUCAAAAUGCAUAUAGUAGCUAGAUACCAUACAAUAAACUCAUUUUUUUCUGUAAUUAAAACUUUUAAA
Molecule: messenger RNA, 4252 nt
Organism: Contarinia nasturtii (swede midge)
Lineage: Eukaryota; Metazoa; Arthropoda; Insecta; Diptera; Cecidomyiidae
Gene: Usp47
Product: ubiquitin carboxyl-terminal hydrolase 47
Exons: 14
Coding region: 179-4171 (1330 amino acids)
Biological process (GO): protein deubiquitination
Cellular component (GO): nucleus; cytosol
Molecular function (GO): cysteine-type endopeptidase activity; cysteine-type deubiquitinase activity
Source: RefSeq, a predicted model, not a curated record